This is a messenger RNA of Sitophilus oryzae (rice weevil), 3372 nucleotides long. Its product is annotated as protein unzipped-like. The transcript is spliced from 3 exons. The record is from RefSeq and is a predicted model, not a curated record. NCBI's taxonomy places the organism in Eukaryota, Metazoa, Arthropoda, Insecta, Coleoptera, Curculionidae. Bases 288 to 1727 code for a protein of 479 amino acids.
GUUUACGCCGUUGCCCUUCGACCGGAUCAAUUCCGCAGACGUAGCCCGUUAAGUAAUUGCGAGCGCAAAAGUGCUUAGCGUGCUGUGGCCCAGUCGACAGUCGGCGUUGCUUACCGGUGAACCAGUCAAAUUACCUCAGUGCGUCUUGACAGUGUGUUUUUGUUGUUUCGAAGUGUUUUAGUAUCGUCGGAAUAAAUCGAAUUGUUUUUUUGGUGCCACGACAUUGGAUAUUUAAUAGGGGUUGAGAUAAAAAAAGCUGUCUGUUCGUGAAGAGAAGCAGGUGAAAAAUGACAUUCCUUUGCCAAACGAUACUCCUCCUAGGAGCAGUACUGUGGUGCGUCAAAGCAGAUCCUGUCCACAUCCUCUCGCAAAACUUGGAGCAGAUCAUCACAUCUUCAACGUUACAGUGGUUUGCCACUGAUGGUAGCGAUCCUACGAUUCUCAAACAGGGGGUGGUAGCGGCCUACCAAACCAUCGAUGAUGGCACUAAACUAGAAGAAUCCGACACCACCGACAACGACAUUCAGAAAAACACCCACCCAGUCUACGUGUGCAGGGCCAAAGUGACCAGUAUCUGGGUCACCGGCCAACUUCGCCCAAGAAACCACGUUUGCGUCGUGUCCCUCUACAGAAAAGUUCAAGAAUUCCGACAAUUCGAGGUCCUGACCAACAUAGACGACAGCGCUCGUCUGAGCUGGGUGGGCAAAAGCAAAUACACCAACCUCCCUCAAGGGGCCGUAACCAGCGGUGAAAACCUCCUCAGAACCUUUGUAGGCAGACGCGCUACAAGCUCCCAUAAUAAACCAGGUUCCUUAACUCACUACGUCGGUACUUUCAACCCUUCCGAAAAUUUGGGAGUGUAUUCGGUGGUGGAUCAGAACAACAACGAGAUUACGUUUGAAGAUGGCGAGAUUCUGGUCGAAACAGAACCAAUUUCCUAUGAAUUGAAGGCGAUAAAAUACAAAAGAGUUCUUGGAGGUAGGAGGUUCGUGAAAAAGAAGGUUAUCCUGGCCCAUACCGUCUUGAAGAACGACGAGAAUGGACUACAAAAAGUCGAAAGUGUCAUGGAUUAUAAAUACGAUUAUUUCCUGAGCUGGGGUAAAGGACACGGUAUUCUAACUGGGCUUCCUUUCACUGUAUUCCUACCAAAUAACAGUCAAAUUAGUGGAAGCUGGGGAUUGGCACAACCUUACGAAAAACUUGAAACAGUCCCAGUUCAUAAGCACCUAGAAGAAGGCACUGCUGUAAACGUUACCUUGGUUGGCAACUUUACAGAAAUGGAUAUGCCUUACACUGCUACUGUAAUCGCAUUGUACAAAGACGGUGAACGUAGAGAGUUUGUCAUCGAAGACACCAAAAGAGAGAACAAAGUACUGGACAUCAGCUUCGACUUCAGUCCAGUUUAUUUCCUUCACAACAACAGCUUCGUACCUACUACAACCACUACCACAACCACCACAACAACAACUACAACUACCACUUCACGGAGCACCUCAACAACCCAUGAAGUAGCUCCCAUGUCUGUACCUGAGGUAAUAUUACAGAAAAAACAGGAAGAAUUACAUGCAGAAAGCAAGAAAACUGACCCCUCGAUCGAAGAUAACUCGAUUUUAGCUGCUUCGACCUUGGAGAAGAAACCCGAUCACAGUGCUUCAAGUUCCUCUUCGAUAACAGCUUCUUUAGCGCUGUUCAAUCUGGCUCUUUUGGCUGUUUUACGGCUUACAUAAGGAGAUACUAAAUCAAUACGAUGAAUUGAGAGCAUUCUAUGGUUUCCCAUAACUUCUUUUCUCUAUCUCUUUUCAUUAAUCCAACCGAAUGUAAAUAGUUUAAGAGACUGUGUACAUAGAUGAAUCGAAUGUUGAACAGUGUUGCCGAAUGGGGUCGAUUUUUUUUUGGUGAUAUUUCUAUGAUUACCCUCGUCCAAGUCUGUAGUAGUUUUAGUAGCUUCGCUCUAAGGUGCGCUAGUGUGAUGGUUUCUUACGGUCAGUUACCGGUUACAGUUUUUUUUCAUUGUUAUUUAAUUUUAUUUCGUUUUAUUUAGUUUAUUGUUUUAGAUUGAUAUUUAGGUUAGUCGAUCUUAAGAAACCAUUUUUAAUUUGAAGAAUAUCGUAGUAUCGGUUGAUUGUAAAAUAGUAUCAUUAAGUUGCACUCGAAUACAUAUUUUAAUUUCUUUAUGUCUUGGUAUAAGUUUAUAUUUCAUGUACCACAAAAUGUUUUAAGAUCGACAAAUUGUGGUGGUUGGUGUAAAACUGAUAUACAGUAAGUUUAAAAUUAAAAUAUGUAUACAUAGGCAAGUUAAUAAUAUUAUUUUAUGAUCAUAGAAGAUUAGUAUUGCCUUUUUAGUUUCUUGUUAGUAGAAAUUAAUACAGUUUUUGUAGUAAAAAAGAAAACGUUAUAUUUUGUAUCCUAUACGGUAUGUACAGAAUUGUAGUUCGUGGUAUAUAUUUUUGCUAAGGAAUGAUGGCUACUGCUGUUUUAUGUUCAGUAUUGAAAAAAUGAUAAAUGUAAAUGUACAAAAGAGCUGUUGUUCGCGGGUUGUAGAUAUUUAAGUACCUACACAAGACAAAAACCCAGAUAAAACAAUCAUGCCAUUAGACAUAACAUUAAUAAAUUUACAAUCAAAUGAUAAUUAACUCUUCAUUCCAUUUGUUCGAAAUAAGUACAAAAAUCAAACUCAAAUAUUAUUUAUAGGUCCUUCUUUAUUUUAUAUUACUUUUUAUAUUGUUCAAUAUAACUAAAAGAGACUUCAAAAUGGUUCUUACGUGUAUGUGAUAAAAUAUACAUAUUGUUCUUUAGCUUAAACAGUAAAAAAUGUUUUAAUGAUAAGCGAUCUAAGGAAAUAAAAUAAAUUAUUGUAUCUGUCUAUUAUACUUCAAAAGCUUGUUGAAUGUUUCGAACUUAUGUCUUCACUUAUACUUCAACUAUAAUAAACUGUAGGGCACUUAAAUCAAUAAAAUAUUAUAUUAACAAAGUAAAAUGUUAUAAACAAAUGUUUCAAUGGUGUAACAAUUCUACUACAGUUAUAAAACCUUAAUAAAACUAAUAUCAGCUUCUAAAUGGUUGAAUUUUAAAGAAAUAGAUGGAUAAAUUGUGUUCCUAUGAGAGCUAGGUUUUUGAUAAAAAGCAUUUUUGUCGGUAUUUUUGUUACCGAAGAAGAACAAUGACUAGGAGGAUGAAAAAGGUUGUUUAAGGAAUUUGAAAUAAAAUAAAAAACAAAAAAUGGGUUUGAUUUUUUGAUUUUUUUAAACAACCUUUUUUGUCCUUCUAUCUAUAUAAGGGACUGACAUGUAUAAAAAAUAAUUAAUAAUAUUGAAUGAAUUUGAAUGUACAUUUCAUGUAUUAUGUAGAUAAAAAUAAAGAAUCUGAAAUCUG